Messenger RNA from Solea senegalensis (Senegalese sole), 982 nucleotides. Its product is annotated as putative gustatory receptor clone PTE01. Lineage: Eukaryota; Metazoa; Chordata; Actinopteri; Pleuronectiformes; Soleidae. Gene Ontology annotation, cellular component: membrane. The record is from RefSeq and is a predicted model, not a curated record. Gene Ontology annotation, molecular function: olfactory receptor activity. The transcript is spliced from 2 exons. Bases 1 to 966 code for a protein of 321 amino acids. Gene Ontology annotation, biological process: G protein-coupled receptor signaling pathway.
AUGUGGACUAACAGUAGCAUGAACCCUCUGUACUUUGAGUUCACUCUCUUCUCAGACUUGGGUCCUCUCAGAUACGUCUUCUUCUGUGUGUGCGUGUGCAUCUAUGCGACCAUCGUGUGCGUGAACGCCGCCAUCGUCCUCAGCGUGUCCUCACACCGGUCUCUGCACCGUCCCAUGUACGUCUUCAUCUGCUCUCUGUCUCUGAACUCUCUGUACGGCUCCGCCGCCUUCUUCCCCAGGUUCCUGUGCGACCUGGUGUCGGACGCUCACUUCAUCUCACGCCCGUCGUGUUUCCUUCAGAUGUACGUCAUCCACAGCUACAAAGGUCAGGAGGUCACCAUCCUCACCGUCAUGGCCUACGACCGCUUCGUGGCCAUUUUCCACCCACUGCACUACCAGAGUAAAAUGUCCAUGUCCGUGGUUGGAAGCCUCCUGGUGCUGGCGGUCCUGUACCCGGUGGCGGUGUUCGGGUUCUUCUUCUACUCCAGCAGUCGUCUUCCUCUGUGUGGACACGAGCUGCGGCGUCUCUUCUGUAAUAACUGGAGCAUCGUCCAGCUGUCCUGCGUGGAAACCGUCACCAUCAACAAAUCCAGUCAGUUCUUCAUCGUCAUGUCCAUCUUUGUGCCGCUCUUCUUCGUCCUGUACACGUACCUGCGCGUUCUACUGCUGUGUCGCCGCAGCUCGUCAGAGUUCAGGAGGAAGGCUCUGCACACCUGUCUCCCUCACAUCGUCACCUUCCUCAACUUCUGCGUCACCGUGUUCUGCGAGGUUCUGCUCAGUCUCUACAGAGUGGACCAGGUCAACGUGUUUGUGGUGGCGGUUCUGUCUCUGGAGUUCCUGCUGUUUCCUCCCAUCACCAACCCGCUGGUGUACGGUCUGAGCCUCCCGCAGAUCAGAGCCGUCGCUUUCAGACGAGUCCGGAUCCACGCGAGGGUUCCUGCCAAAAAGCUCACUAAUCCACACUAACUAAAUCAUGUUUUUG